Messenger RNA from Capra hircus (goat), 3365 nucleotides. It is a transcript of the gene GLRA4, whose product is annotated as glycine receptor alpha 4. The transcript has 9 exons. The record is from RefSeq and is a predicted model, not a curated record. The coding region runs from base 451 to 1824 and encodes 457 amino acids. Gene Ontology annotation, cellular component: plasma membrane; synapse; neuron projection. Gene Ontology annotation, biological process: signal transduction; chemical synaptic transmission; chloride transmembrane transport. Gene Ontology annotation, molecular function: transmembrane signaling receptor activity; glycine binding; transmitter-gated monoatomic ion channel activity. Lineage: Eukaryota; Metazoa; Chordata; Mammalia; Artiodactyla; Bovidae.
GUGCCUUUAAAUUGCUGCUUUCUGGAGGGUGCAUCUCAGGGGGAGGUGGGAGGGAGGGAAACAUCUUCAUACGGUCUCCCUCCCCCUUCUCCUCCAAGACUCUCCGGGGUUUAGAGAGUGAUUGCUUCCCAAAAAGAAUCUCCUUCAGCACCCCGGCAGGCAGGCAGGCUGAGGCCCUCCGGAGCCCCAGGCGAGCUCGAGCAGGAGCCGGUAGGGUUAUCUGUGUCAGAAUCACUUCCAGGGGAAUAGUUCUGGCCCCCUGACUGAGAGGGACGGGGCAAAGAAGAGAGGUGGGGAGAGAGCACGCCACUCCUAGCCCGGCCCCCCUCAGGUUCCCUGCGAGAGCGGCCUGAGCAGGAAGAAGGAUCUGUACUUUCGGCGUUCCUGCCCGGGGUAUCCCCUCUCACCUUGGCAGCCAGGCUGAGAAAAGGACUCCAGGGUCCCCACAGGAUGACAACUCUCGUUCCAGUAACCCUCUCUUUCCUUCUCCUCUGGACCCUGCCAGGGCAGGUCCUCCUCAGAGUGGCCUUGGCAAAAGAGGAAGUCAAACCUGGGACCAAGGGGUCCCAGCCCAUGUCCCCCUCUGAUUUCCUGGACAAGCUUAUGGGGCGAACAUCUGGGUAUGAUGCCAGGAUUCGGCCUAAUUUUAAAGGCCCGCCUGUGAAUGUGACCUGCAACAUUUUCAUCAACAGUUUUGGCUCCGUCACCGAGACUACCAUGGACUACCGGGUGAAUGUCUUCUUGCGACAGCAGUGGAACGACCCACGCCUGGCCUACCGAGAAUAUCCUGAUGACUCGCUGGACCUCGAUCCCUCCAUGCUGGACUCAAUCUGGAAGCCGGAUCUGUUCUUUGCCAAUGAGAAAGGGGCCAAUUUCCACGAGGUUACCACAGACAACAAGCUGCUGCGCAUCUUCAAGAAUGGAAACGUGCUCUACAGCAUCAGGCUGACUCUCAUUUUGUCCUGCCCGAUGGACCUCAAGAACUUCCCCAUGGACAUCCAGACCUGCACGAUGCAGCUGGAGAGCUUUGGCUACACUAUGAAUGACCUCAUGUUUGAGUGGCUGGAAGAUGCUCCUGCUGUCCAAGUGGCCGAGGGGUUGACUCUGCCUCAGUUUAUCUUGCGGGAUGAGAAGGAUCUAGGCUACUGUACCAAGCACUACAACACAGGGAAAUUCACCUGCAUCGAGGUAAAGUUUCACCUGGAACGACAGAUGGGCUACUAUCUGAUUCAGAUGUAUAUCCCCAGCCUACUCAUCGUCAUCCUGUCCUGGGUCUCCUUCUGGAUCAACAUGGAUGCUGCCCCUGCCCGAGUGGGCCUAGGCAUCACCACUGUGCUCACCAUGACAACUCAGAGCUCUGGCUCCCGGGCCUCUUUGCCUAAGGUGUCCUACGUGAAGGCGAUCGACAUCUGGAUGGCCGUGUGCCUGCUCUUUGUGUUCGCUGCCCUGCUGGAAUACGCUGCUGUCAAUUUCGUCUCUCGUCAGCAUAAGGAAUUCAUUCGACUUCGAAGAAGGCAGAGGCGCCACCGCAUGGAGGAAGAUAUCAUCCGUGAAAGUCGCUUUUAUUUCCGUGGCUAUGGCCUGGGCCACUGCCUGCAGGCAAGGGAUGGAGGUCCAAUGGAAGGUUCUGGCAUUUAUAGCCCCCAACCUCCAGCCCCACGUCUAAGGGAAGGAGAAACCAUGCGAAAACUCUACGUGGACCAGGCCAAGAGGAUUGACACCAUUUCCCGAGCUGUCUUCCCUUUCACUUUCCUCAUCUUCAACAUCUUCUACUGGGUUGUCUAUAAAGUGCUACGGUCAGAAGAUAUCCACCAGGCACUGUGAAUAGGAGCUUAAGAGUCCAGUUGUUGGCUUCCUGCUUUCCCCUUGUGGGCUUUCCCUCUCCAGUAGAUUCCAUCAAGGGCUUGGGCAGCUCCUUCCUGAUCUCCCACUCAGAACUUCAACAGCCAAUCCCAAAGCUUUGUGGAGCUACAAUGCAUGGUGCCAAUAGUGGCUGUACUUAGAAAGAUGGCUCACCUCUCUUCAUCCAGAUUUUCUGCAUACUACCCCAUUUCUCAUGAAAGUAAGGUUUGGCUUCUUGUGGCCAGGAUAACCCUGACUGGAGCUUCUCUGUCUUUCAGUUCUUCGGUAGAGGAUAUUCAGAACACUGCUACUAGAUUCUGGCAUUUGUCAUCUUAACCUGCACCAAUCUUUGCCCUGCCACCUCCUACCAAAAGUCUGACCUUUACCAUGACCUCUGUCCCUCCUACCACGGGUUAAACAGGAAUCUUUCCCAUCCCCAAGUGCUGCCCUGUGUGACUUAGUCAUGUUUCCUUGACCCUGGGAGGAAGGCAAGGGGACAGAUUCCCCACUACUCAGCUUGGAACAGUCAUCAGCUACACUGGGGUAGGGUGUUGCUAUACAACCCAACAGAGAGGUCUUCAAGUUUCCUUGAACCUCAACACUGUUAAAAUGGGGUCAGGAAUCUUGGACUCUCAGAAAGACCACCUUUCCAGAUCUACCCAAAUUUCCUGAUCUCAGAAAUAUUUAUUGUAUUCCCUAACUAGCUAGCAUCAUGGAAGGGUGUGUUUGACUGCUGUGGAGUAUGAAAAGAGAAAGAUGCUUAGUCUUUUAGAAAGUUACUCGAUGAUGCUAUAAAGCUUUCAAGAAAAGUGAGCCUAAGGUGGUAGGGCCUAGGAGGAUUAGAAUACUAUCCUCAGAGAGUCUUCUGUUGCCUGGACUUUUCGUUUCUUCUUUUCUCUAAAGUCUAUCUCCCAGGACCUCUCAUUUCCAACUUGCUCCUUCACCUCAUAUCAGUGAGCAAAUAAUAAUACCAUGCAACCUUGCCCAGGAUAAAGCGGCCUACGAGGCUCCUGGGAAGGAACUAUGUAUAUAGAGGAUCCCUAUCCUGGACAAACAUUGACUUGGCCAAGCUCAGGAUGGAGUUGUCAAAGUUAGAAAACCAUAAUUUGGAUGUAUUUCUUAAUCCUUCUCAUUUCCCUUCUCUUUCCACACUGAGGAGGUGGAGCAGUCAGUUGAAGCUACCCAAAAAUAUCAGAAUAGAAGGAGUGUGGAAGGGCUCAUCUCAGGCCUGACACUGGGACACGGGGAAGCACGGGCCUGUUACUCUGAGUCCUUUGAAAUGAUCCAACUGGGAAGAACUGUAAAAAGGAAGAUUAAAGUGCAGGGCUAAACAGCUGGAAGACAGAAGUGAUCAAACAAUCUCUUAAACAUCUUGUCUUUUUCUCUGAAUCUAGAAUAACUAACAAUGUAAGUUGAGUCUCUCUCUGUCUCUCUGUCUCUCCCUUGCCCCAUAUCUUCCUCCCUCCCUUUCACUUCCUCCUUUCACCCUUCAUUAAAAACAGGUGUUCAAAAUUGAAAGUCAA